GCAUGUGUACGAGAUCCCGGUGGAGUAUAAGACAGUCCAGAGGCUCAUCCCUGCCCUCUGGGAGAAGCACAGCCCCCAGCUGCACUGCCCUGGCUGCCUUGAUGUCCUGCAUGGAUCAAAUGUUGGAGUUCGUGGUCAUUGUGACUUUGGGGAAGAGCCAGAAGUCACCUGACCCAGCUGGUGGUGCAUGUUGGGGUGUCAGGCAUGGCAACCACGGUCACACUGGAGAAAUGUGGGCACAACAAGGGCUACAAGGGACUGGACAACUGCCGCUUCUGCCCCGGCUCCCAGUGCUGUGUGGAGGACGGGCCAGAAAGCAUCGACUCUAUCAUCGACAUGGAUGCCGUCUGCAAGAGGGUCACCACCCUGGGGCUGGAUGUGUCGGUGACCAUCUCGCAGGAUGCUGGCAGGUACCUCUGUGACUUCACCUACUACACCUCUCUGUACCAGAGCCACGGCCGCUCGGCCUUCGUCCAUGUGCCCCCGCUGGGCAAGCCCUACAACGCAGACCAGCUGGGCAGGGCGCUGCGGGCCAUCAUCGAGGAGAUGCUGGACGUCCUGGAGCAGUCGGAGGGCAAAAUCAGCUGUUGCCACGAACACUGAGGCCCUCGGGCCGCCCGCCACCUCUCCGAGCAGGGUGGAAGGGACAAGCCCUCCGCGGCGGAUCGGCUUCCCACGUCCUCUCCCCUCUUCUCAGCAAGAGCGCUGGCUGACGUGAAGCGAGCGGCUGGAGACCUUUCGCCCUUUUCCCAGUGUCUCAGGGCCAGAGGCUGGCAGGCCUGGAUCGGCACGGGUCUGCGCCUGCCGGGGCCACGACCGAGCCACCCAGGAUCUGCUUUUCCAAGUCGGCUGGUGGAAGAGCCCCAGAGUCUGUCUGUCCCUGACUGCUCUGAUGUGAAGUCGCAUCAAGAACCUAGUCCCUAAAACGCCUCCGGAGAGGGGCAGCCUGACGGGCCCAGCUUUCCGAUAGGGCUGGUUGGCCCUUUGCUUCCCUCUCCUGUUUUCUUUUUCUUUUGUUGUUGUUUUUGUUUGAGACUCUGUCUCAAAACCCAGGCUGGC
Fukomys damarensis (Damara mole-rat) is the source of this 1059-nucleotide messenger RNA. RefSeq names its product pyroglutamyl-peptidase I (gene Pgpep1). Gene Ontology annotation, biological process: proteolysis. NCBI's taxonomy places the organism in Eukaryota, Metazoa, Chordata, Mammalia, Rodentia, Bathyergidae. The record is from RefSeq and is a predicted model, not a curated record. The transcript is spliced from 4 exons. Bases 205 to 603 code for a protein of 132 amino acids.